Molecule: messenger RNA, 1157 nt
Organism: Arabidopsis arenosa
Lineage: Eukaryota; Viridiplantae; Streptophyta; Magnoliopsida; Brassicales; Brassicaceae
Source: the annotation of a GenBank genome assembly
CGAUUUAGGCUCGAUUUGAUGAAUUCCUCGUCGUGUGGCCAUUUAUCAAAUUGAGCAUUAGGGUUUCUGAUUUGUGGGUUCAGAGUUGUUUUAUCUAUCUGUGUUGUUGUUGUUGUUUCCGUUAUAAAGCUUAUGGAUUCUCAGAGGGGUAUUGUUGAAGAAGCUAAAUCUCAGUCCUUGAAUAGACAAGGUUCUCUCUACAGCUUAACACUUGAUGAGGUUCAAAAUCACUUGGGGAGUUCAGGUAAAGCUCUGGGAAGCAUGAACCUUGAUGAGCUUUUGAAGAGUGUCUGUUCUGUUGAAGCUAAUCAGCCAACGUCUUUGGCUGUCAAUGGUGGAACAGCUCAGGAGGGUCUUUCUCGCCAGGGAAGUUUGACUUUGCCACGGGAUCUUAGCAAAAAAACUGUUGAUGAGGUUUGGAAAGACAUUCAGCAGAAUAAGAAUGGAGGUAGUGCUCAUGAGAGGAGGGAUAAGCAGCCUACACUCGGGGAAAUGACGCUUGAAGACUUGUUGUUGAAAGCAGGAGUGGUGACUGAGACUAUCCCUGGUUCGAAUCAUGAUGAUCCUGGUGGUCCUAUUGGUGGUGGUAGUGCUGGUUCAGGUGCUGGUUUAGGGCAAAACAUAACUCAAGUUGGCCCAUGGGUUCAAUAUCAUCAGCUCCCAUCAAUGCCACAGCCUCAAGCAUAUAUGCCAUAUCCGGUUUCAGAUAUGCAAGCGAUGGUGUCUCAGUCUUCUUUGAUGGGUGGUUUGUCAGAUACUCAAACUCCAGGAAGGAAGAGGGUAGCUUCAGGGGAAGUUGUAGAGAAGACUGUAGAGAGGAGGCAGAAGCGAAUGAUAAAGAACAGAGAGUCUGCUGCUCGUUCCCGAGCUAGGAAACAGGCUUACACUCAUGAGCUAGAGAUCAAAGUUUCGCGGUUAGAAGAAGAAAACGAAAGACUCAGGAGGCAAAAGGAGGUGGAGAAAAUCCUCCCAAGUGCACCACCGCCUGAUCCCAAGCGGCAGCUCCGGCGAACAAGCUCAGCUCCUUUCUGAUCCCGAAACUCUUUUUUUCUUUUCUUUUUGUCUUCUGUGUCGGUUCACUUAUAAAAAAGAGAGAAAACAGCUUUGUUUCUUUGUACAUUCCGUAGACUUUCUUGACUUGGAGCAAUUCUGUUAAC